This is a messenger RNA of Diprion similis, 1663 nucleotides long. RefSeq lists its product as uncharacterized. Bases 244 to 1371 code for a protein of 375 amino acids. NCBI's taxonomy places the organism in Eukaryota, Metazoa, Arthropoda, Insecta, Hymenoptera, Diprionidae. The record is from RefSeq and is a predicted model, not a curated record. Gene Ontology annotation, biological process: signal transduction; positive regulation of epidermal growth factor receptor signaling pathway; positive regulation of fibroblast growth factor receptor signaling pathway. The transcript has 6 exons.
AUAUUGUACACAUGUGAAUGUACACUUUUUCAAAGUAAUUCUUCCGACAUAUAUAUAUAUAUAUAUAUAAUAUACUUGGUGCACGUGCAGUUUUGUGUGUGUGCUUUAGUGUAUGUGCUACUCUUUUUGUGUUGGUUGCAUGUUUAAAACAAGUUUUACAAACAUGUUCAAUUCCACCACCCGUUAAAUCGUUGGAUUAAAAUCUUCGAUUGAAUUAGAACAAAGAGAUCGGCGGAGCGAAGGAUGCUCAAGCACGUAUCAGUCUCGCCGUGGCGUGGCAGGGCUGACAGCGUUAGUCUAGCAUCUAGCAGUGCUAGUAGCUGCGGAAGCGGAAGUCCAACCCCCGCACACACACCGCCACCCUCGAGAGCUUCAUCAUGCGCCUCACUCGCACCCCUAAAUUCUCUGUCGAGUUUUUCACCCGCCGACACUAAUCCACAACAGACCACCAUCAAAGUAUACGCGAACUGUUUGCGGCCCGAUAUCGAGUACAAAACGCUAAGCAUCAGCUACGAAACGACCUGUCGAGAAGUGGUUCAAAACCUGUUGAACAAAUACAGAAUGAGGCACAGAGAUCCUCGCCUGUUCUACCUCACGAUGGAGGUGACCGUGAGGAGGGCGAACGUUCGGACCGUUUUACCCCUUGACGAAGAUGCCAGGCCUGCAGUCCUGCAGUCCUGUCAUCCCCCUGGCGAUUCGAGAUUUUCGCUACAAACUCGUCGAGGAGGUUUGGUCAAGAUAUACGAUAGUGCGUUAAUGUCUGGGUCAAAGUACAAGAGCCUCUUGGUUUCCGAGCACACGACAGUUGACGAGCUCAUCCAGAUGCUUCUGAGCUGUUACAGCUCGAGUGAAAGGGUCGAGCAAUUUUCUUUGUACGAAGUGUGCGAGGGCGAAGAGUACCAAAGAAAACUUCACCCGGACGAUUCACCUCUUAAAGUUACGCAGAGGUGGACAUCCAUCGAUAGGCACCUUCGCAUUAGACGAAAUCCUGACUACAAUCCCUACAGGAGAAAGAGUAUGUGGACUUCGGAUUCAAGUAUAACGAUGGCGAUGUCGAAACUCCAGUUGCACAGUAACAUGCAAAAUCAUCAUCACAACCAACACCUGCGCCACCAUAACCAUAACAACAACAACAACAAUAACAACAACAGUAGUAGCAAAAAUAAUCACAACCACAACGUACAUCGCCAAAUCCAUCAGAAUAAUAAUAACGUAAGCAGUCACGUGCAGAUGUUGCCCGUUCAGCAAUCCCGCGGCGUUAUCCCUCAUGUUUCGCAGAUCACCAAAAGCGUGCCAUCGACACCUUUGACCGGGAAGCAUGUUUCAUCUAGUUCGGCUUACGGCGACUACGAAAACUACUUUUACAUAUAGAUGUAGCUGCGGUUACCAGGCGAUGAUUAUCAAUACACAAUUAACGACGGUGAAAUUGAUGGCAAGUUAUUAUAGUCGUUGAGACAACUUUUGGAAGGUUGAUACCGUUUUUAAAAAAUUGUAACCAAACUCAAUUCAGAAUAAUAUGCGAUCUCAAAUUUGGAAUAUCAUAAUUUAAAAAUCACGGCAAGAAAUAUUAUGGAAAUCUAGGGAUUACUUUUUGCGGUUUUGGUCCACCAUAUUGGAUCGGCCAUUUCAAGUUUUGUAACCAGACUCAUUAUUCAACAUCACA